Panicum virgatum (switchgrass) is the source of this 891-nucleotide messenger RNA. RefSeq names its product zinc finger protein ZAT12-like. The coding region runs from base 277 to 786 and encodes 169 amino acids. The transcript has a single exon. Lineage: Eukaryota; Viridiplantae; Streptophyta; Magnoliopsida; Poales; Poaceae. The record is from RefSeq and is a predicted model, not a curated record.
AGCACCAAGCUAAGAGAGAAACGCUUUGUAGCCGGCAUAGCUUGCAUUUGUACGUCGUCUGAAACGAAUGUCUUCAGGAUAUGUUCUCUUUCCAUCUCAUCCUCAAUUUGCCUGUCAAUUACUGCACCUAGCUAGAAUCAAGCUACUAUAUAUACAACUAGCAAGAAGGAUGCAUCACCUCACCUCAACCUCAUCAGCUCUCGACGACUCCAUCGUCAUCGACAGACACUACUCCAUCAAUCACAGCCAGCACCUAGCUGCUAGCGUCAUCCAUCCAUGGACAUGGAGCGUCGUCAAGAUGACCUCCGUUUCAUAGAAGAAGACGAAGACGGCCACAACGACGGCCACCGAGCGGCGGCGGCAAGCUUCCACCACGACGUCUUCCUCUCCCUAUCCUGCGGCUCCUCCUCCUCCUCGUCGUCCUCCGGGGAAGCAGCAGGCAGCACGCCACCACGAACACGCCGUCACCGGCGGCGGCGAGGGCAGGCGUUCGCUUGCACGACGUGCGGGCGGCAGUUCGCAACGUUCCAGGCGCUGGGCGGCCACCGGACCAGCCACCUCCGGCGACCCCCGGCGAAGCCGAAGCGAGUGGUGGCGCACGCGUGUGGCACGUGUGGGCUGGGCUUCGCGACGGGCCAGGCCCUUGGUGGCCACAUGAGGAGGCACCGAUGGGCUGCUGGUCCAGCUAUGGGUCCUGGUGAUUUGGACCUCACCCAGGUCAUCGUGCUCAAGGAAAGGCCCAGUUCGACCUCCUCCUCCUUGCAGCUACUCGACCUGUUCGUGUAGAUCAAGCAAAAAAGAAUAAUCCUGUAUAUAUUAUAUACCUACUAGUAGGUUUUCAGUCUAAAAUAAAAUGUUCACAGUUGUGACAAAUAAUGUGUGUAUACUAUA